GUUAUUCUUCAUCUCUCGCACCAUUUCUUCCGCUCCAUUCGGUAUGGAUACGCUCAUCCGGUCUUCGUCCCUACGGAAACGACCCUGCUGUGGUGGAGAUCCUCUUCCGAUCGAGUUUUCGAGGGUUUCGACACCAGAACAGAUGGAUCAUCUAUUAGAAGCCUUUCUAGGGCUCUCGGAUUCCUCCUCCGUCUUUCUCGACCUCUCUCUCGAGCGGCUUCUUGAAUCUAGGGCGUCUGAUUCUGAACAAAACCUUAUGAUCGAUAAGGUUCUUAAGUUAGGUUCUGUUCUCGUUGAGGCCGGUAACCGAUCAGCUAGAAAGCGUGCUUCCAAGCAUAAUUCGAUAGUUUGGGCCCUUCCACCUGAUCUCACCCUCAAAGUAUUUUCCAUACUUGAUACAAGAAGCCUAUGUUAUGCUGCAGCUACUUGUUCAAUGUUCAACAAGUGUGCCAUGGAGCCAUUGUGCUAUUCAAAUAUUGACUUAACGUCAAUAAUCCCAAAGGUCAAUAAUGCAGUUGUUUCUGCAAUGAUUCAGAGAGCAGGAAAAGGCCUCCAGUCUCUCAAGCUUGGUAUAUUGUCAAGCCCAACUGCAUCUCCAGGAUCUUCUCAACCUAUGGUUUUUAGCACCAAGAAUUCUGUAAAUGCAUCAGGUUAUUCUUGGAACAAUAAGAAGUCGAGGCAAUGUAAAGAGUCAUGUUUUCUUACAAGAUCCUGUCUGACACCUUUAGGUUCAGAUGGUGGUGCUGCUGGGGCUUUGUUGAGGAGAUUGCACCUCUACAAUAUUGACAGAAUGGACAAUGCAGCACUUUGCACAGCCUUAUCAACAUGUCCAUCACUCCUGGAUCUAGAAAUUGUCGGACUUCACGUUGAGCUGAGGCAAACAUUGGAGUCUGUGAGCAAAAACUGUCACUUCAUUGAGCGGUUAUUCUUCGAGUCUUCGAAAACAGGUAGAGAUGACAGUUUGAAGUCGCCAACUUGUAUUGAUCUUGUAAAUGGUUGUCCCCAUCUAACUUCAUUGGCUCUUAGAGGAUUCAAGCUGCAUGAUUAUAAAGUUCGUAUACUUGUUAAGGGAUUUCGCAAGCUGAAAUCAGUUGAUUUUUCAACGUCGUAUUCAAUCACAGGCACCUUUUUAAGGAAUCUUGGUAGUGGAUCAAAUGGAAGUUCACUGGAGGUUAUAAUCUUACGUGACUGCAUGCAUCUCAAAGAAACGGAAGUUGCUCGGUUUCUUGCAGCAGUUCUUGCAGGAGAAUUCAAAUUUCUUAGACACCUUGACAUAUCCAACAGGGAAGGUCUAGCUGGAGAGGCAGAUUGGUAUCUGAGAAGAUAUAGCCCAAGUAUUAUUCCUAUAACACGUGUCUUGGAAGAAAGGCCUGAGAUCUGCUUUCUAGCUGAAUUUCCUGAUGAGACGAGCUUUAUUGAAGGCGAUAUGGACAGCGACUAUAGUUUGUCAUUACAAUUAAGUUUACCAUUUACAAGCUCAUCAGAAAGUAGCUAUAGCAGUGAUCAUGGCAGUGGCAAUGAGGAUGGUCGAGAUGUGGGUUAUGUAGUGUAUGAGGAAAGUUCAGAUGAGGUGGACAUUUUGAAUACCUAGGAAAGUUGUCAAGGAUGCUUUGGAGGUUGACUUUGAGUCUUCUAAGAUAUUCUGGGUUGGAGAUGGCUUUUUGUAGAAUCAUGGUAUUUCCUUUUGGAUACAGAAGAGGGAGUGUGUCUGUACUACUCUGCAAGUUCGUGGGUUCUUAUAUACAAUGCUUGG
This is a messenger RNA of Telopea speciosissima, 1753 nucleotides long. RefSeq names its product F-box protein SKIP17-like. The record is from RefSeq and is a predicted model, not a curated record. Gene Ontology annotation, molecular function: protein binding. Gene Ontology annotation, cellular component: SCF ubiquitin ligase complex. The transcript is spliced from 13 exons. Lineage: Eukaryota; Viridiplantae; Streptophyta; Magnoliopsida; Proteales; Proteaceae. Bases 44 to 1591 code for a protein of 515 amino acids. Gene Ontology annotation, biological process: SCF-dependent proteasomal ubiquitin-dependent protein catabolic process.